Spea bombifrons (plains spadefoot toad) is the source of this 1194-nucleotide messenger RNA. RefSeq names its product secretory carrier membrane protein 1 (gene SCAMP1). The transcript has 9 exons. Gene Ontology annotation, cellular component: recycling endosome membrane; trans-Golgi network membrane. Lineage: Eukaryota; Metazoa; Chordata; Amphibia; Anura; Pelobatidae. Gene Ontology annotation, biological process: protein transport. The coding region runs from base 81 to 1103 and encodes 340 amino acids. The record is from RefSeq and is a predicted model, not a curated record.
CGCCAUUUUUGCUGCUAGGGUUAACGGCUCGUACGGGUCGGUGCUCGGGGAUCUACCCGUGACCCGACACCGCUGUUAUCAUGUCCGAUUUUGAUAGUAACCCGUUUGCGGACCCGGAUCUGAAUAACCCUUUCAAGGAUCCAUCAGUUACACAGGUGACCAGAAAUGUUCCUCCUGGAUUAGAAGAGUAUAAUCCUUUCUCCGACUCUAAAACGCCUCCUCCACCCCAAGUGAAAAUGCCGACUCCUGCACCCAGCACACAGCCAGCUAUAAUGAAACCAACUGAGGAAUCUCCAGCAUACAAUCAAAUUGCAAAGGAACAUGCUUUGGCCCAGGCAGAACUCCUCAAACGGCAGGAAGAACUCGAGAGAAAAGCAGCCGAACUCGAUCGCAGGGAACGGGAGAUUCAAAGCCUCAAUCAAUCAGGAGGAAGGAAGAAUAACUGGCCGCCUGUACCUGAAAACUUCCCGGUAGGGCCUUGUUUUUAUCAGGACUUUUCCGUAGAUAUCCCUGUGGAAUUUCAGAAGACUGUAAAGAUUAUGUACUACCUAUGGAUGUUCCAUACUGUCACGCUCUUUGUAAAUGUCUUUGGUUGCUUGGCGUGGUUCUGUGUCGAUACCAGCCGAGGAGUUGAUUUUGGAUUAGCCAUCCUGUGGUUCUUGCUUUUCACCCCAUGCUCGUUCGUUUGUUGGUACAGACCACUGUAUGGAGCGUUCAGGAGCGACAGUUCUUUCAGGUUCUUUGUGUUCUUCUUUGUAUACAUCUGCCAGUUCGGUGUGCAUGUGAUGCAGGCCGCAGGAUUCCAAGGAUGGGGAAACUGUGGAUGGAUUUCUGCACUAACCGGGCUCAACAAAAAUAUUCCUGUUGGAAUAAUGAUGAUCAUAAUUGCCGCCCUCUUCACAGCCUCUGCGGUGAUUUCCAUAGUGAUGUUUAAAAAGGUCCAUGGGCUUUACCGGACAACAGGUGCCAGCUUUGAAAAGGCCCAGCAGGAAUUUGCGACGGGGGUGAUGUCUAACAAGACCGUGCAGACUGCAGCAGCUAACGCAGCCACCACAGCAGCCAGCAGCGCUGCCCAAAAUGCUUUCAAGGGUAACCAGAUGUAAAGGAAGCAUCUGCAGCAACCACGACCACUGUCGGCUGUCACAGUCAUUCUAUUUAUCAGAUUAAUUUUUACUAAAAUCCUCUAAAGACAAA